Molecule: messenger RNA, 2520 nt
Organism: Centropristis striata (black sea bass)
Lineage: Eukaryota; Metazoa; Chordata; Actinopteri; Perciformes; Serranidae
Gene: fastkd2
Product: FAST kinase domains 2
Exons: 11
Coding region: 435-2429 (664 amino acids)
Biological process (GO): regulation of mitochondrial mRNA stability; mitochondrial RNA processing
Cellular component (GO): mitochondrial matrix; ribonucleoprotein granule
Molecular function (GO): RNA binding
Source: RefSeq, a predicted model, not a curated record
CACACAGCACAGCACGGAAGCAACACACGAGGAAAGCUAGCAAAUAGUCUGUGUUUAGCAUGAUGUAACGUUAGCUGUUUGUCUCUUUACUGAACUGCUCAAAUACUACACGGUCUAGCAACUACCAUGGGUCAGUUUUUUGUAUGUUUAUAAGAGUACUAGGGGAGCGUCACGUAGCUAACCUUAGCUAAUGUAAGCUAACGUCUCAUAACUCGAGGGAGGCACUCUGUUGACCUUGUACGCUAUUUUUCGUCAUAACGCUUUUUAAGUUAGUAAUACGUAUAAACUAAUUGUAUGUAACUGUCUGCGGAUAAGAAUGAAGUGUAAAUGUUCAGAUCUUAUUAAAGUAACUGAGUUAUUGAGUAGCAAUUGCCAUAACUCAGUCUGAGUUUUGUUCUGAAAAUAAGGACUCCAUAGUGUCAUAGCGUCCCGUUAUGUCUGUGUGGGUGACAGAGGAGGUAAUGAGAUGUGGGUUGCGCUUUUUCAGCCGCAGGUCUCAAUGGCAAAAGUGCAAUCUGUUGGGGUCAGCAUCAGUCAAAGACCCAUCGUUCCCUGGACAGCAGUUUAGUUCAGCAGCAAACUUUAGUGGUGCUAGUAAAAGUCAGACAUGCCUGGUUAGGAGGCUUGUUUCCUCAGUGAGAUUCUGCUCGCAGACUCACAGUGAGGAUUUGGAAGAGAAGGCACAUGUCUCUUCUCCACUGGAAGAUUCUUCACUUUGUUUGUCCACUGAGAUCCAAUCUGAUGAGGCAGCCUCAGUGAAGACACUGAAGAUGACACCUUACAGGUACAAGUUGAAUCUCUGUGCCUCCCCAACAGACGUGUUGGACCUCACCAGUGAGUACACACCCGCAGAUGGACAGCUUAGCAACUGCCUCAACCACAUGUGGACCACCACGAAAAGUCUGACAUAUGAGCAGCGGCGUUCUGAGCUGCAGCUGAUGUUUGAGCAUCCAGGUUUUGAAAGACUGUUGCAAAUGGCCAUGGAUAGAGUGGGACACAUGAACAAUGAGGACAUCGUUUACUCUCUCCUGGGAAUGGUCAAACUGGGCGUUUCCCAGGAUAGCCGUGUGGUCCAGACUUUCCUCCGAUACUCCCAGGAGAAUCUGAACAAACUCGAUGAGAAGAGCCUGUCCAUCUUGGCCAACUGUCUGGAUUCUAUGGAGGAUAGUGAAAACGUUCGUGCACUGAAGGAGGGCAUGAGUUCGGUAUCUGAGGCAAAUAUUCACAGCAUCAAGUCUGUAGUGGCUCUCCAGACCAUAAUGCGUCUGGUUGGGAAGAAUGCCCCACUAAACUUCAAAAAGAAACUUGAGAGAAAAGCCUUAUCAAUGAAAGACCAGUUCAGCCUCCCCAACGCUCAGUAUAUGAUCGUUACUAUGGCCUCAAUGGACUUCUGCUCCAAACCAUUGCUGGACUUCUGCAGUGAGCAGAUGAAAGAUAACAUCCAUGCGAUCCCCUAUAAAAGACUGAUGACCCUCGUGGACUCCUGCAGGAAGCUGCGCUACAGGAACAUCGAUCUGCUCACUGCCAUUUCAGACAACAUGGCCACUACCAUAGACAUGUGGACCAUGAAACAGGUGGUCAUCCUCCUCCCUGUGUUUAAAGACCUUGCUUUCUGUCCCGCUGCAUUAAUGGAGGCAUUUGCUGAGAAGGUGAUUGCCAACCCAGAAGCCCUGACACGGAAAAGCCUCUUAUGUGUCUUGAGGGUUUACUCCUCUCUCAACCACGAUCUGCAGCACCGAAGACAACCGUUCCUGGAUAGUCUGACUGGAGCUGUGGACUCCUAUCUCCCCAACAUGUCUGAGUUAGAGUUGUUACAGGUGGUAUACCAUCUGAGCGUAAUGGGCCACUUCCCCCCUGCACCACUGGAGCUGCUCCUGCACAGCAGCACACUGGACAAGUUCAACAAUACAGCACCCGAGCUCCUCCAGAUGAAGGCCAACAUGUUUCGUACAGUGGACUUGUGCCUCCGUCUUGAUCGCCCGCCGCUCCCUCGGCCCCUGACGGUCCCCCAAUCUGUCCUGGAUGGGCCCGAGCCUCCCCGUCUCAAAGUGAACCCGCUGCUGUCCCAGGGCCUCUGGACUGUCCUGGGGGACCGGGCAGAGUCCAUGCUGCAGGAGAUGGUGCUGGUGGAGAACCACUACUACAUAGAUGCUGUGAUAACCAAACCUGGACUGAGCCGAAGCUCUGAGGCUGAAGGAGAGCAGAGUUCUCCAGCAGAGAGCAGUCACAGACUUGCAGUCAUUUUCCAGCCAUCCACGUUCUAUUCCCAUGACAAACUGGCGGUCAAGAUUCGCCAUCUGAAGAUCCUUGGAUACGACACCGUGCUGGGGAAGGAAGACGAACUGAUGUCUGAGGAAAAGUGGAUAGAUUUCCUCAGGAGACUGAUUUUUCCAGAACACCAAACAUCAGUGGAGCAGCUGGGAUCAUGAGGACCAGAACCUGGUUCUGUACUCUAAACCUGAGCUUGAACUUUUAAGAAGGAAUAUGUAAUGAUUUAAAUAAACUUGGUCUGGACAUGCA